Klebsormidium nitens is the source of this 2577-nucleotide messenger RNA. The record is from the annotation of a GenBank genome assembly. NCBI's taxonomy places the organism in Eukaryota, Viridiplantae, Streptophyta, Klebsormidiophyceae, Klebsormidiales, Klebsormidiaceae.
AAAAGUUUAACCCUGGAAACUCAAUGCCGGGAGUGGCGAACAGCGCAGCAUUGAAGCAAAUCCGUCCUUGAACUUUCAUGGCGGCAGCUACUUAGCGCCAGGAGCUGAAAAUGCUGAAACCUGAUCGGCUCUCCUCGUCCCUUGUGGUCCCUGUCAGUCUUCUGGCGGUCUUCAUCUCUCGGGAUGCGCUUUUCGUGCGAUUUCUGAGCAAGAAGAAGGAGGAGGAGAAGGGCAAACGCUAGGGCAGGUGGAACCAGAGAGGGAAGGAUUUGCAACCUAUGCAAUGAUGCUUUGGCGAAAGAGAUGCCCAAGCUGAAGGCAUGCAAAAUCGAAGUGCAUUAUCAAAAGACGUCCCGGUUCAUGAUUGCCCUUCGGCAUUCAUCAGCAUCAAAACAUCGUUUUGAUCAUUUUCAAGCAACAUCAAGCACUUUUCGGAGGUAUAAAACACCUGCUGCUCUCCGCCAGUAUCGCUCCCUUGCAAACUAGCUCAGGAACAGCUGAGUCAUCAGGAGCACAGCGACUCUGAACGACAAUGCCGUCGAAGCACGCAAAGAAGCUGGCGUGCGAGAUCGUCGUCGACCAAUUUGGAGAGCAAGUAGGCAAAGUGUGUCAAACGCUAGUGUUCAAGGGGCAGCACUCCCUGCCAGACCUGGGGCGGGUUACAGAGUUGACACCGCCCCAGCUGAGGAACUGCGUGCUCGUGCUGUCGCAGCACAACUGCGUGCAGGCGUAUCGAGUCGAGCCCGAUGCGGAGAAUCCCCGGACGCGCCCCCAGGUGCUGUACGUGGCGCUCGUGAGCCGAAUCCUGCAACGCCUGCGCUUCCCCCGUAUGCUUCUGCAUGUCAAGGAGGAGCUUGGGCCCGAUGCAGAGGCGGUCCUCGAAGGACUGAUCGAACACGGGCGGCUGUCAGUUGGGCAGUUGGUGGAACGGGCAUCGGCACGCACAGAAGAUGAAGCGGAACGGUCGGCGCAAUCGGAGGGCGUAAAAGAAGCCUUCAAGCAGCUGGUGCAGGCGCGCUACGUCGAAAAGGCCCCUCAAGCGGAACCGGUGCUGCCUCCGGCGUCGGAAGGGGACACGAAAAAAGGAACGCGAAUAAAUGCCAGGGCUCGAGCUGCGGCCGCCAAGGCAAGCGUCGUAGAAAGUGAGGAGGCACGUGCCGUCCGGCUGAGCGCCGUCUCCGACUUCGACCGCUUCCGGCUGCCGUCGUCGGUUCUCGGGCUGGAAAAUGGUGCGCCGACCGCGGCAGAAACGAAGGCGCUCAGCAGGACGAAGCGGAAACGUGAAGCGGAGCUGGCGGAACAGGCGGCCCAGGCCGCCAAGCAGAAGGCCGAUGAGGAGGAACUAGUGUGGCGGGUCAACUACGACGAGUUCACGCGGCGGUUUAGGCACGAGGCAAUGUCAGAGUUCGUAGAGGAGAGGAUGGGUCCGACGGCAGGGGCUGCGGUUCGGACGAUGCUCACAGAGACACGUGGCCAGGAACAGAGCGUCGCAGAGAAGGCCUCCGGCCCGGUCUCGGUGGAGGCCAUUCACACCAUCCUCCGAAGCUCCCCCGCGGGUUCCGCGCUGCCCAAGUCAAGCAUCCGAACGGCCUUGGAACAAUUGGCGGAAGAAGGCUCGGCGAUGGUAACGAAGGAGAACGAACUCGGGGGGGGGACGUAUGCUGUCGACAUGGCCCACGUGGUAGCGGAGAUGCGCGAGCGCGAGCUGGAGUCGGUCGUGCGCAACCGGUUCGGGCAAGGCGCGUGCCGCAUUUUCCGGCUGCUGCGCAUGAAGCGAAUGCUAGAGCAGAAACAGAUUGGCGAGAUGGCGAUGAUUCCUAUCAAGGACACGCGGCAGCUUCUGUACACUUUACUGAAAGGACACUACGUCAGCUUACAGGAGCUGGCGAAAACGGCGGACCACGUGGCGUCGCGGACGUUCUAUUUGUGGCGGGUGAACAUUCCACAGGUGUCCGAACACGCGCUCGAUGAGAUGUACCACGGCGCGUCGAACCUGCGGAACCGGUUGCAACACGAAUUGGCGCAAGAGAAAGAGCUGCUGAGCAUCUGCGACGACAUGGCGGCCGGUAACGCCGCGGGCGAGCACGGCUCGCACGUCACGCUGACGUCCGCCCAGCGGGAGCGGCUCGAGCAGUUCCGGCAGGUGGCGGCCGUGCUGGAGAGCAGCCUGCUCGCGCUCGAAAAGAUGAUCAUGCUGUUCAGCGACUUUUGAGACUGUCGUGGAAUGCAUUGAUUCGACUUCUAGGCAUUUGAUAGAAGAUAGAACGAGUGUCUUUCGGUUUCCGGCUCCUGCAAGGGCUAUCGAGGUCCGGUAAUGGGAAGACAUCAAGCCUGGCGUCCUUUAGGCCGGGGAUACAGAUCGCCCGAUACGACUGCAUAGAGAGUCACCGGUUACGUCCUUCAUGCUGCUCCUUCAUGCUGCAAAAGACAAGUGCGUCCGACCAAACUUCCAAGAUGUCUCAUCAUGGCACGCAAUUAUGGGCGCAGAACCUACGGCAAUAUGCGCUCAGCGUUUGCCUAGAACUUUCUAUCCAAGUGACUGCACGUGUAUCUUGCGACGUAUACCCAGAUUUGGCA